Messenger RNA from Guyanagaster necrorhizus, 1141 nucleotides. RefSeq lists its product as uncharacterized. The record is from RefSeq and is a predicted model, not a curated record. The transcript is spliced from 6 exons. NCBI's taxonomy places the organism in Eukaryota, Fungi, Basidiomycota, Agaricomycetes, Agaricales, Physalacriaceae. The coding region runs from base 302 to 1141 and encodes 279 amino acids.
CAAUAGCAUUCAUAUAUCCGCAAGUGCAAUCCCUCCGGUGUUUCAGCUUGUAAAGCAUACAGAUCAGAGUUUUGUAUUGCGACAAGGUGGGAGGAUCGAAGGCGCCUCUCCGAAGUACGAGACGGCCGCGCCACCACCAACUCCCUUCCUACCAUUUAGGUUCUCAACUCUGCGGCCUACGCUGAGGAUUAUAGCUACGGGUCGAAUGCCCGGGUUCGAUCCUAGGCAAUAAAUAUGCCUUGCUGAUGGCUGAUAAUCGGACAUUUCGCCGCUGUUUCUAACUUGUCUUUCUACGAUCUCCAUGCCGUCUUCGAAAGCUUUGAAGGGACUGCGCUUCGUUGCUCUCGCCCUAGUCUUUGCGACUGGUGUCGCAACGGGAGGCGUCGCAUUGAACUGUUUGAACAAAGGCAAAGAUGAACAGGACCGUAUCAAUGAGAAUUUACCCAACGAAGCAUGCAGCCAGCUCCUAUUUCUUCCUUGCACAUCUGUAAAAAUCAACGUCAAGGAUCUUGCUGGCUCCGCGAUAGUAGUUGUUCUCGGCGCUCUCUUAUCUGUCAUUUUUUCUGUUGUUUACAUGGUCCUCCCUCGGCUUCAUACCUUCGCUUCCAACCCUUCCAAGCUCAAGUUUGUCGAACCCCUCUCAUGGGCUUUCUCCACUAUCGUACUGAUGGGGGGGUUAAUACCUCUUACUGUAUUUUUCGCCACGCGGAAAGCUGGCAUCACCGUGAUGCUCGGUGAUCUUAAAGUGUCGACUCAGAUCAUUGAUGAGCUUCUCGUCAUUCUGCACGAACAAACGACAUACAAGCACAUUGGCUACCUGAAACCUUUGGUUAUCGUACCGUGGUUCACGAUGUUCUUUUCGGCCGUUGCGGGCGGGCUAAGCCUGCUAUAUCAUCGCCAGCCUGGGCCCGCCAUGCAACAAGAUGGUUUGCUUGAUAACCAGGCGUACAGACAAGAGAAAUUCAGUCGGCUAAAGAAGAUAGGGCUGGUGCAUAAUAGUAUAGUUUCGGAAGCGGUCUUUGUAGUAGAGCGGGACACAACGUCCAUCUCAGUCGGGUUAGAGGACGCCAUCCAUCGGCUCGAUGCAGUCCAAUCCCAUUAUAACGUAAGGAGCAUACCACAGUCCCCCGUAGUAGAAUAG